Molecule: messenger RNA, 1674 nt
Organism: Danio rerio (zebrafish)
Lineage: Eukaryota; Metazoa; Chordata; Actinopteri; Cypriniformes; Danionidae
Gene: socs5b
Product: suppressor of cytokine signaling 5b
Biological process (GO): intracellular signal transduction; cell surface receptor signaling pathway via JAK-STAT; epidermal growth factor receptor signaling pathway
Source: RefSeq, marked provisional
AUGUGGGGUAAUCUCAGAAGCCGAUGCCAAGCUCUCUUCCACAGUGACGGCUCAGAGUCCCAUCUGUGUAGUCAAGAUUUAGAUUGUGCGCACUGUGUGCUGGAUUUGGACAGGGGAGCACAUGCAGAACCCUAUGAAACCAGGUCUUCCACACCUUCACGCAACUUGUCACCUCUUCCAUUGGCUACUGGUGGACGCAGAAGCCAUAAUUGUGUGGCGGAUAUUCCUCAAAUAGUAGAAAUCUCCAUUGACAAAGAGAGUGAAGAUGCACGGAGAGGCCCACUUGUUCGCAGGGACUCCUAUUCACGUCAUGCUCCCUGGGGAGGUAAAAAGAAGCAUUCUUGCUCAACUAAAACACAAAGUUCUCUUGAGGCUGACAGGCGAACAGGACGCUCAAGAGGAAGUACAGCCAGAAGGGAGCGUCGUUAUGCCGUCAGCUCCAUUCAAGAAAUUAAUGAUUCUGUAGAAGUUGGCAGCAGCGGGCGCAGCCUUAGCAGCCGUUCUCUGCGACAACGACUUCGAGACACCGUGGGCUUGUGCCUUCCUCUCCCCACACACCGGCGCUCUCAGUCAGCCAAAGGUCAAGUAUCCUCAAAACGUAAGAUCCACCUGACAGAACUGAUGCUCGAAACAUGCCCUUUUCCUCCAGGUUCUGAUCUGGCCAACAAGUGGCACCUAAUUAAGCAACAUACAGCACCAGUCAGCCCCCAUUCCUCUUCUGCUCUUUUUGAUGCUUUUGAUUCAGCCCAUUCUUCCCCUGAGGACGAGGAGGAGAGGCUGCGUGAACGACGUAGACUUAGCAUCGAGGAAGGAGUAGACCCACCUCCAAAUGCGCAGAUCCAUACAUUGGAGGCAACUUCAAAGAGCUCUUCCCUCUAUAAACUAGGACCAAAGAUGGCUCCUGGUGUUGGGGAAACACUUGGGGAGGGCAGGAGCCUAGGAACAGUCUCCUCCAUUUCUGGGGGAUUAUCAGGGAUCGCCGCACAGGUUCCAACAAGUAUGGCAGUGCCAUCCCACACGGUUGACUGUGACUCUGAGGAGGACUCAACUACCCUUUGCUUACAGACACGAAGGCCCAAGCAGAGGCAUGCCUCUGGAGACACUCACUGCUCCAGACAGCCAGGGCCUUGGAAGGUCCACACACAGAUUGACUACAUCCAUUGUUUAGUACCUGACCUACAGGCCAUAACUGCACUUCCUUGUUAUUGGGGAGUGAUGGACCGGUACCAAGCUGAAGCCCUGCUGGAUGGACGGCCAGAAGGCACCUUCCUUCUACGCGACUCCGCACAGGAGGACUACUUGUUCUCUGUUAGUUUUCGACGUUACAAUCGGUCACUGCAUGCACGCAUUGAACAAUGGAAUCACAACUUCAGCUUUGAUGCACAUGACCCAUGUGUCUUCCACUCCUCCACAGUAACAGGUUUACUGGAGCAUUAUAAAGACCCCAGUGCUUGUAUGUUCUUUGAACCCCUGCUCACUGCUCCCUUACACCGGACCUUCCCUUUCAGCCUUCAGCACCUGGCACGAUCCUCCAUCUGUAGACACACCACCUAUGAUGGCAUUGGUGCCCUGCCACUGCCUCCAACCAUGCAGGACUUCCUCAAGGAGUAUCACUACAAACAAAAAGUUCGUGUGCGCUGGUUAGAGAGAGAGCCACCAUUCAAGGUCAAAUGA